AUGCCGUUGACCGCCCACGACCUUCCACCACGCAUCAGUUCGGAGUUUCGCAUUCCAGAAGAUCUCAUCAGGCGAGACGACACUGCGCUUCCUCAGCUCUAUGACUGGAACGCGAAGGAGAACCCGAACUACCCGCUGUUCCUUUAUCACGAUCCCGCCACUGCGCAGAACGAGUACAUUACUUACUCUACAGCUAAUGAGGCCAUCAACCGUGCUGCACGGUAUAUCACACACAGUAUUGGCAGGGAGCCCAACGCCCCGACAGGCUCUCCCGUCGUCGGUAUCCUGGCGAAUACUGAUACAAUCACCUAUUUCUGCACUAUCAUCGGCGCGUUCCGCGCUGGGGUCUGCGCGUUCCUCAUUUCGACACGUAAUGCGGCCAUUGCGGUCGCAGACAUGGCCAAGCGCACCGGGCUCACGCACAUCAUUGUGUCUCCCGACGCCAUCAUGAACGAGAUCGCCGACGGGGCGAUCAAGCUGCUCGCCUCGGACGGCGUGAACGUGCAAAAGCACCGGAUGCCGGUCUUCGAGGAUCUCUUUCCCGCCACGCCGAUGGCUGAUAGCCUGUUCGAGAAGGCGGUAGAGUUGCCGAAGACCUACGAUGUACGUGCAUACAACACGAUCAUGCACUCUUCUGGUUCGACCGGACACCCGAAGCCUAUUCGGUGGACCAUCAAGGGCAUCUUGUCGUGGGGUCAGGAGCCGCUGAAAUGUAACGUGGACAUCAAGGGGACGAUCAUGGGUGCCCACGGAUCGCCCAUGUUCCACGGUCUCGGCUCGUUCUUAUAUUCUGCAGCUCCUAUCAAUGGCUUCAUCGUAGCAGCAUUCAAGCCCGCAUCUCCACCGACCGUCCCUACUCCAGACGCUGUCUGGACAGGUAUCGCAGCCACUGGCUCGGACUUUUCUUGGAGUGUUCCCUCAUUCAUUGAGGAAUGGGGUCGGGACCCGGAGAAGGUGCUCUACAUGAAGAGGAUGCGUGGCGUGAUCUUCGGUGGGGCGGCACUCAACGAUCAAGUCGGUAAUACGCUUGCUGCGCAGGGCGUCUCGCUCUAUACCGUCUAUGGAUGCACAGAAGUCGGACUCAUCAACACCUUCGCUAGACCGAACCCUGGCAUGGACUGGGCUUACUGGUCCGUAACUGCAAGCCUCAAAGGCUCUUUCCGGCCCAUGGGUGACGGCACGUACGAAGUUGUCGUUCUUUCUCCCCCAGACCUCCCACUCCCCGUUACAAACACCAAGGUCGGCGAUCAGGAUGCGUACGCCACGAGCGAUCUCGCUGUCCCGCACCCGACCCAGCCUGGCUUGUGGAAGAUUGUAGGGCGUGCAGACGAGCAAAUCAUUUUGUCGAACGGCGAGAAGACUAAUCCCGUUCCCCUCGAGAAAAUGAUCAACGAGGAUCCGUUCGUGAAGAGCUCCGUCAUGUUCGGUCGUGGGAAAUUCCAGAAUGGCGUCCUCAUCGAGCCUACGGAAGACUUCCAGAUCGACCCUACAGAUGCGAAGCAGCUCGAGGCUUACAGGAACAAGAUCUGGCCCACCAUUGAGCGUGUGAACGAAUUUGCUCCUCAGCACUCCCGCAUCUUCAAGGAGAUGAUUCUCGUAACACACCCCUCGAAGCCGUUCGAACACAACGCCAAGGGCCUGCCACGCCGUGGCGUUAUUCUCAAAGAAUACGCCGACGAGAUCGAGGCGCUGUACAAGGAAGUCGAGAACAGCGCGCAGAGCGAGUUCGCUCCGCCCGCCGUCUGGGACCCCGCUAGCACGCUCGCGUUCGUGCGGACCGUCGUCCAGAGCACUCUCCGCCGCGCUAUUGCCGACGACGCCGACAUCUUCCGCAAUGGCGGCGACAGUCUGCAGUCGACCUGGAUCCGAAACACGCUCCUUCGCGCCAUCCGUGAGACACACAAGGACGCCGCGGUACGCCUGCCCAUGAACGUCGUCUUCCAGGCGCCGACUAUCGCGUCCCUCGCGACGCUCCUCCACAACAUCAUCCACAGCGCCGAAGAGGCCGUGCGCGCACCGCAGGACCUCUGGAAGCACGUCGAAAAGUACUCUGCGAACCUCCCCGCGCGCCCCGCGAACUUGGUGGAGCGCCCCGAGGGCCAGAAGGACGUAGUCAUCAUCACGGGCACUACUGGGGGGUUCGGAUGCGACACGCUCGAGCACCUACUGCGCGACGAGACCGUCGAGCGCGUGUAUGCGUUCAACAGGAAGGGUGCGCAGGCGCUUGGAAGGCAGCGGAAGCAGUUCGAGGCGCGCGGGCUGGAUGUCAGCUUGCUCGACUCACCGAAAUUCAGGAUGGUCGAGGCGGUGCUGCACGAGCCUGGUUUUGCGGUUGAGGCUGAGCUGUUGGACGAGAUCAGGACGUCUGCGACGCAUAUUUUACACAACGCGUGGAAGGUCGACUUCAACCUGUCAAUCGCCUCGUUCGAGCAUGAUAUCCAGGGCGCGCGCAACCUCGUCGACCUCGCGAUCAGCUCGCCGUACAAGAAGGCACCUACAGUCGUGUUCGUCAGUUCCGUGGGCGUUUUCUCUGGCUGCAAGAUUUCCCCGCCGGUUCCCGAGAUACCUCUCGACGACCCUGCGUCGGCCUUCGGCACCGGCUAUUCCGAGAGCAAGUGGGUCACUGAGCACGUCCUGCAAAACGUUACGGAACGCACAGGGGUGCACACAGUUGUCAUGCGCCUUGGACAAGUUGCGGGAGACAGGAAGGGCUAUUGGAACGAGCGCGAGUGGUUCCCGUCCCUCGUCAAGUCCGCGCUGUUCCAGAAGUGCUUGCCCGAGCAUGACGGAAAAGUGACGUGGUUCCCGGCGUACGAAGCCGCGAAGGCCUUCGCGGAGAUGCGCCGCUCACCAGAGUCAGUCCUUCACCUCGUCCAUCCCCACCCGGUCCCCUGGCACGCUCUCCUUGCGCCAAUCGCGGAGGAGCUCGGUGUUCCCCUUGUCCCUUACACGCAGUGGCUUGAAAAGCUUGAGGGCAGCGUUGAGCAUGGGUCUGCAGAAGAGGUAGAGGCGAUGAAGGCCAACCCUGCACUCCGCCUUCUGCCGUUCUACAAAGCACAGGCCGGGACGAUGACCCCGGACAGGGAGGCGAUGGGUCUAGUGUUCAUCUCGACUGAGAAGGCAGUGCGAGUGUCGGAGUCGCUAGCUAAAAUGCCACAGCUGGGUGCGGAGCGAGCGCGUAUGUGGCUGGCGGCGUGGAAAAGGUCUGGCUUCAUCCACUAGAUAGUUCUCAUACAUUCGCGCAGGCAAUUGUGAUAUCACGAAUGAACGAGUCGUACUACAGACCGAGGCGACCGCUCGCAUAUUCACC
This is a messenger RNA of Dichomitus squalens LYAD-421 SS1, 3310 nucleotides long. RefSeq names its product acetyl-CoA synthetase-like protein. The record is from RefSeq and is a predicted model, not a curated record. Lineage: Eukaryota; Fungi; Basidiomycota; Agaricomycetes; Polyporales; Polyporaceae. Bases 1 to 3222 code for a protein of 1073 amino acids. Gene Ontology annotation, molecular function: phosphopantetheine binding. The transcript has 15 exons.